Molecule: messenger RNA, 5188 nt
Organism: Clarias gariepinus (North African catfish)
Lineage: Eukaryota; Metazoa; Chordata; Actinopteri; Siluriformes; Clariidae
Gene: ppm1ab
Product: protein phosphatase, Mg2+/Mn2+ dependent, 1Ab
Exons: 6
Coding region: 417-1613 (398 amino acids)
Biological process (GO): positive regulation of canonical Wnt signaling pathway; negative regulation of canonical NF-kappaB signal transduction; protein dephosphorylation
Cellular component (GO): nucleus; cytosol
Molecular function (GO): protein serine/threonine phosphatase activity; magnesium ion binding; manganese ion binding
Source: RefSeq, a predicted model, not a curated record
GCUGCGGAGAUGUGCUGAUGUGAAGUGGGAGUCAGCGGACAGAAUCCGUCCCUCCCUCCGUGAGAGAAAAACAAAAGCGCAGGGAAAUAAAAAAAAUAUAUAUACAGACCUUACUGUAGACCGCUGUAUUAGACUACAGUAAUGCACUUCUUUAGUAUUUCCCUCUUGUUGGGAUACAAAGGGACCUCUCUCCAAGUUCUAUGCUUCCGCCGUUCUUCCAGCGUCGCCAGCUAGUCAGUGAGUCCGCUAACACGCUAGCCAGCUGAUUAGCUAAUACAUGUUCCACCGUUUACUUUUGGAUCUAGUAACUAGUGACGGUAGUUCAGCUGCUGGUCAGUCAGACAGCUGGUCUGUGCGGUAAUCUCUACAGUUCGGCUCCACGUUCAACUAAUAUCUUUACGGAAACUGACAACAAAAUGGGUGCGUUCUUGGACAAGCCAAAGAUGGAGAAGUUUAAUGCGCACGGUGAGGGGAACGGUGUGCGCUAUGGCCUGAGCAGCAUGCAGGGAUGGCGGGUGGAGAUGGAGGACGCGCACACAGCGGUCAUUGGACUUCCCCACGGCCUGAGCUCAUGGGCGUUUUUCGCCGUUUACGAUGGACACGCUGGCUCCCAGGUGGCGCGGUACUGCUGCGAACAUCUGUUGGAGCACAUCACCAGCAACCCAGAUUUCAGAGUUGGAGGCCCAGGCAGAGGCAGCGAAGUUAGUCAUCCUGAGCCGUCGGUGGAGAGCGUGAAGAAUGGCAUUCGCACAGGUUUCCUGCAGAUCGACGAGCACAUGCGGGCUAUGUCAGAGCGCAAGCACGGCGCUGACCGCAGUGGCUCUACGGCCGUGGGAAUCAUGAUCUCUCCGAGCCAUGUCUAUUUUAUUAACUGUGGUGACUCGCGGGCGCUGCUGAGCCGUGGUGGCCGGGUCCACUUCUUUACUCAAGACCACAAGCCAAACAACCCUUUGGAAAAAGAGAGGAUUCAGAACGCAGGCGGUGCCGUUAUGAUUCAGCGGGUCAACGGUUCUCUGGCUGUCUCUCGUGCUCUUGGCGAUUUUGAUUACAAGUGUGUGCAUGGCAAAGGCCCCACAGAGCAGCUGGUAUCUCCAGAGCCUGAGGUGUAUGAGAUCGAAAGAGAUGACGCCGAGGAUGAGUUUGUAGUACUGGCCUGUGAUGGAAUCUGGGACGUCAUGACCAAUGAGGAACUAUGUGACUAUGUGCGCUCACGGCUAGAGGUGACCGAGGACCUGGAGAUGGUGUGUAACGAAAUAGUGGACACCUGUUUGUACAAGGGUAGCCGUGACAACAUGAGUGUGGUACUGGUAUGUUUUCCAGGUGCACCCAAGAUCAAUCCAGAAGCCGUGAAGAGAGAAGCAGAGCUGGAUAAGUACUUGCAGAACAAAGUAGAAGAACUCAUUAAGAAGCAGGGCGUGGACCGCAUUCCAGACUUAGCCCAUGUGAUGUGUGUGUUAGCAACGGAGAGCAUCCCCAACCUUCCGCCUGGGGGAGAGCUGGCCAGCAAACGCAGUGUUGUAGAGGAAAUAUACAACAGACUCAACCCAAACCAAAGUGACAGCACAUGUGGAGCCACCAACUGGGGCAAUGUAUGUGGAUCCUCCAGGCUCUAAAUCCUAAAUUCUUUUUAAACAUUUUUUUUUCAAGAAAAAGGCACUGAAAUCAUCAUACAAUAACACCAAGGACUUCCAGGUUUAAGUCUACUUUAAGAAGAUCUGCUGCUACCUCCAAUUACACACUUUCUAUACUGCCUUAAAUACUGUCUAAGAAAAGACACCUACAAGUAUAAUAAUGAGGACAACAGAAGUCUGCAAACUUGUAUUAUGUAUAGAGUAUAUGUAGCAUUUGCUGAAAGCAAUUCCUACUCAAAAAAUAAUUGUAGAUCAAUGUAUGGCCCUUAUAAUAACUUUCUUGGUGAAUAUAAGGAAGAAAUCUGGUGUAUGUUGCAAUUGCUCCUACUCAUUGCAUGUUAAAAUGAUUCAAUAUAAAGUCUUGGUGAAUCAGUAAGAAGUAUAUAUUCUUAAUUUUUGAACUUUCUUUUUUUCCCCCUGUUCAGCAUUUUGCAAUUCAAUGUGACUCUCUCAAUCAUCAGUGAAAUGCAGAAAAUGAAUGCAAUACCAGAAUGCAUGAGGUGGCUUGGAAAACCUGUCAGGUGACAAUGUGGCGGAAAUAGAAGUGAAAAGUUUCCUUUUUUGCAAAUAUUAAUAUGCAGAUUUUUUUAAUCAUCUUAAAUAAUUUACGAGAAAAAAUAGCAAAGCACUUUCAGAUCACAUUCCACUAUAUUAAAUUUAGUUGAAAAAUUAUUUAGUAGUUAAGGGGAACUGUGGAAGUCAAGGCAAGAUCUGGAAGAUAAAUAUUUUAGGAUAGAAUUUUCAGUAUGCUGGCCGAAAAGCAAAGCAAAAUCUCCAAAUCACAGCAGUGACCUGCUGGAAGAUUUAAAAUCUUGCCUGAUUUAUGCAAAGCAACAUCAUAAAAAAACAUUGUCAUGGUGUUACAAAGUACAAUGGAACCUUGGCAUACGAAUGCCAUUCCCUACGAGUCUUCACCUUAAGAAUAAAAAUUUUGCAAGAAAUUUGGAUCAGCAUAUGAAGCUUUCGGCAUGUAAACGAUCCGAAUGCUGGCUAAGUUGUGUGUGCGUAAAAGAAUAACGGGUACCAAGAGGAAUCAUAAAUUAAGGUUAAGUGAGGUUCAAUGUCUUUAUUUUAUAUUUUACUUAAUUAACAUGCCUUUUCUAAAUGUUUUUAAUGUUUUUAUAUGCAAAAAUAUGAUUAUAGUGUUAAAAAUUGGUAAUAUCAGUAAUAUUUUUCGUGUCCCGAAGGGAUUAUCUGGAUUUAAUUGACUGCUUAUGCAAUUGCUUAUACAAAUUUCUGCCAGAGGGAAGAAAUUACACUGUGUUACAAAGUACAGUGAUUCAUAUCACAAUACAAAUUUUCACUUUAGGAAAAUUCACCUUUAGGACGAAUUUAAUUUAUAUGCCGAGGUUGUACUGUACUGACUAAUUAGUGUUCAAACUUUAGAACGUGUCUCACUAUUACUAUUUUAUUUUCUUUUUAAUAGAAUCAGUUUUAAAGUAAGUGUUUUAACAUUAGCAUUUUAACAGCGAAAUAUGCCAUUUUGCCAUGGGUCCCCAAGGUUUUGCCUGCAAUUAUAUAUAUAUGCAUAAUAAAUGGCACAGUUUUCACUAUGCCAUCCGUAUGGUGCUAUCCAGUGAAGGAAUGUGCCAUUUUGGGAAAUCUUCUCUUCAUAUAAUUACUCAGCAGUCUACUAUUGCAAAGUUUCUACCUCUCAAACGACUUACCUCUUUUUGUGAGUGUUGUUGGUUUAUUGUGGUUUUUGCUUGCUCAAAUAUUAAAUGAACAAUAAGAAGCUCUCUAUAGUAAACAUCAGUAUCAAUGAUUUCUCAGUCACUGUAUUAGUGUAGUAGGUUCAGUAGGUUGUCCUUUGUUUCUGUCACUAGUCUGCCACUCACAAAAUGUUGUGGAUGAGUAUUGGUCCCUGAUCAUAUCGAGACUGUUUGCUUACCCUUUGCUUUGAACAUCAAAAGAAGAGACCUUGACUCUUUGUGGCUAAAAUAAGCUCCACAUCUCUUUGAAUGUGUGUAAGGCAUACACAGCCAUAAUUGAAUGAUGCUGACAGUGUUGUACAAUACCUUAUAAUGCAAUGAAACUUGAAUCUAGAUUUCUUGUUAACAUAAAUAGUAGACUUACUUUGUUGUCUAGUAUUUUAAGCUGGUCCGUAGGGGUAAGUGGGGCAAAACUGUACCAAAUAUAUCAGCUGUAAAAAAAAAAAAAAAAAAAAAAAAUCUUUAUAAAGUCUUCAUUUUAAAUUCAAUUUGUUUAAAUUCCAUUAAAAUAAUUGUGUUUUUGAGACACUAAACCAAUGUUCCAUCAAUUUGCCUGCCUUAUGUAGAUACUGCAGGGCAGCAAUUUCAGAGACCCUUUUAGCACCAUGGUGUUAUUAUUGCACCUAGCGGUCAAAAUGAGAACUGCAACAAGUCCUAAUAGUGGUCCAUUGCAGUAGGCAUCUUGCUGCCUCAUGCUUACUUUAUUAAUAUUUUCAGUGGAGCAACUGACAGUACUGUUAAGAACUGCAGUGACGGUGGAAUAUAUUCUGCGGACCCCAAGAUCUUGUUCUUGUUUUAAAUCUGAAAUAAACCUCAUUAAUUUCCAUGAACAAAUUCUUAGUGCAGGCAGUGUGUUUUUUACAGUACAUAAAAAAGAAUUUCUUUUGUAACAUAUGUUGCAAAAAUUUGGAAAGGGAAAGGAGGAUUUUGAAAUGGUAUUUUGUGCUAAAAAUUCACUGGAUAGUAGCUUAUAGCCUAAGUCAUGUGUGACAGCCUCUGGGCUUUAUUUUGUUUAAGCCUGUGUGGUUAAUUCUGCCAUCCUCCACCACCAAAUCAAUGGUCAUGAGCUGCUGAUUAUUGAAAGUGGGAUGUUCUCUAUUAUUUUAAUGGUUGAGGGAGUUUAUCAGCAAUUUUACUGUAUAUUCUUUUUUUUUUAUAUAUAUAUUUAAAGCACUACAUGUUUCAUAGUAUCUCUGUAUAAAACAGUUUUAUGAGUACCGUUGCUUUUACUAAUGAUGCCAGCUUAAACUAUGUACACUACAGUAUGUGGCUUAAACUUUAUGGAGACAGGGCCAUCAUACCUGUAUGUUUUUGUUGAAUGUCCCAUUCCAAAGUCAUCCUUCUUGUGUUAUAACAGGCUCUGCUCAUCUAAGCAGGCCUUUCACUAGUUUUUAGAAUACACCUGUGGGGAUAAGCCUAGCUCUCAGGCCAUUCAAGUUCUUUAAAAACUGAUCAUGGCAACCAAUGUCUUAGUGAAGCUUUCUUUAAUUAAUCAUACUGAAGCAGGUUUGGGCAUCUUAAUUACAUUAAAGGGAAGUCUUGAAGCAGCAUCAAAAGACAUCCUAUACAAUUUUGUGUAUAUCAACUUUUUUUGGGAAGGGCCCCUCAUGGGUGUAAUGGUCAGGUGUCCACAUACUUUUGGUUAAAUGUAUAGUGGCAAUAUCUGAAAAUACUAAUUUUACAUUUUUUGUAAUCUGUCUGCCGUCAUGUGUUUGCCUAAUAAAUGUUGACUAUUACGUUUGCAAUGACGAAGAAUAUGAUAUUUAUUCAAAUAUAUAACUUGUUUUUCUUGCACUGUGUUUGGCUCUUUUUAAAUUCAUAAUAAAUUAAACAAUUUGUCAAGCA